AUGGUUUCUUGGAUACUCAAGUUGCUGCUGCUACAACUUUGUCUUGUGUUGUUGAUUCAGCAUGUUGAUCCAAGCUCCAUCAUCAGAUAUCUUCCUGGUUUUGAAGGCGCUCUUCCUUUUGAGCUUGAAACCGGGUAUAUUGGUGUUGGCGAGGCAGAGGAAGAUCAAAUGUUCUACUACUUCAUCAAAUCUGAGAGAAACCCAAAAGAAGACCCUCUUCUUGUCUGGUUAACUGGAGGACCUGGCUGCUCUUCUUUCUCUGGCCUUGUUUAUGAGAAUGGACCUCUUGCUUUCAAGGUUGAGGCCUACAAUGGAAGUAUCCCCUCCUUAGUCUCUACCACAUAUUCAUGGACUAAGGUGGCGAAUAUAAUCUAUUUGGACCAACCUGUUGGGACUGGCUUCUCCUACUCAAGAAACCCACUUGCUGACAUACCAAGUAACACAGGAUCAGCUAAGCGGGUCGAUGAGUUUGUUCGCAAGUGGCUAGCCAAACAUCCUGAGUAUUUCUCUAAUCCUUUCUAUGUUGCCGGGAAUUCUUAUUCCGGUUUGGUGAUUCCAGCCAUCGUUCAAGAAAUCUCAAAUGGAAAUUCUAUAUGCUGUGAACCUCAAAUAAAUCUUCAGGGCUACGUGCUUGGAAACCCGAUAACAGACGGUAAUCUUGAUGGAAACUCUCGCAUCCCAUUUGCUCAUGGAAAGGCACUCAUCUCUGAUGAACUCUACGUGUCGAUGAAGAGAAGCUGUGGAGGAAUUUAUUUUAAUGUGUUUCCUCUUAACAAAGAAUGCUUGAAACUCGUUCAAGAGUAUAAGAAGUGUGUUUUUAGAAUAUAUGAAGAACUUAUCCUAGCAUCAAACUGUGACCCUACAUAUCCUAAUUGCUAUACAUAUAGGUAUUCUCUGUCCGAAUAUUGGGCUAAUAAUGAGAGCGUACGCAGAGCUCUUAAAGUGGUCAAGGGGACAACAGGGAAAUGGAAACGAUGUGACUAUAGUGUGCGGUGCACUCAAGACAUUAAAAGCAGCAUACCGUACCAUAUUAAUAACAGCAUCAAAGGAUAUCGAUCUCUUAUCCUCAGUGGUGAUCACGAUAUGACAAUCCCUUUCGUGUCAACUCGAGCAUGGAUAGCAUCUCUUAACUAUUCCAUUGUUGAGAAAUGGAGGCCUUGGAUGAUUCUUGAUAAAGUUGAUGGUUACUCUCAGACUUAUGCUAAUAAGAUGACAUUUGCUACUGUGAAGGGGGGCGGGCACACGUUAGAGUAUAAACCAGAGGAGAGUUCAAUUCUGUUCAAGAGGUGGAUUAGUGGCCAACCUCUCUAA
Microthlaspi erraticum is the source of this 1311-nucleotide messenger RNA. The record is from the annotation of a GenBank genome assembly. NCBI's taxonomy places the organism in Eukaryota, Viridiplantae, Streptophyta, Magnoliopsida, Brassicales, Brassicaceae.